Staurois parvus is the source of this 288-nucleotide messenger RNA. The record is from the annotation of a GenBank genome assembly. NCBI's taxonomy places the organism in Eukaryota, Metazoa, Chordata, Amphibia, Anura, Ranidae.
UUCAGACAUCAAUUUUAUCAGCAAUUCAAACACAAAGUGGCAAAUUGCAUUUAUAAGCGUUUACGUUUGAAUUUUUUUUUUAACUCUUCCAGUUCCCAAUGCUGUCUAGAGCCUUUUUUCAUCAUGAAAAAUGCAUGCAAAGAGUUUUCAAGGUGCUCAGAUGGACAAAACACUGAACACAGGAUGUUCCCACCAAGCUUGUCACACAUUGUAAUGACCAAUUCACACCUCAGACCUCUCCCACACUCGGAAACAAAAGAUAUGUUAAUGACCAUUCAAAUUCCUCAU